Messenger RNA from Heterocephalus glaber (naked mole-rat), 4318 nucleotides. The record is from RefSeq and is a predicted model, not a curated record. NCBI's taxonomy places the organism in Eukaryota, Metazoa, Chordata, Mammalia, Rodentia, Bathyergidae.
UUCUUCCUGCCAUGUGAAGAUACAAGAAGACGUGGGCAUCUGCAGCCUAAAAGAGAGCUCUCAUCAAUCUGACCACACUGGCACCCUUAUCUUGGACUUGCCGCCUUCUAAACCGAGACUCAGCCUAUUUUGGGAUCCUGCCUUUCCAGCCUUCUCUAUAACCUUCCUGUGGCCCCAAAUGAGUUUUGGACAGAAGUGGCAUGCAGUUGAUCCUUCACGUUUCUUGAAAACAAUCUGUAUGCUUAACUGUUCUGAAGAGCCUUGCAUAUAUGAACCCAUGUAACCCUCACACUACACUGCAAGAUACUGUUAUUGCUCCUGCUUUAUAAAUAAAGAAUCGGAGGCACUGAGCAGCAAGACGGGACGAUACCUGUAGGUGUCUGUGCCUAAUGACACUCCAUUCCCUCACCCAUGGAGAACUCCUUUAUUCCUUUGCACGGUCACAGAGGUAAAUGGCCAACAGCCAGGCUGCAAUGAAAUAGAAUGGAUGUUCUUCUCCACAGACUUCUUGCCGUGAUAUACUGCUUUGUACAAGCCCAAAACAACCAGAUCGACCUACCAUGGACUGAAACCUUAAAAACCAGAGCCAGCUGCUCCCUGGGAACAACUUCACCAACGAGUGCAACAUUCCAGGCAACUUCAUGUGUAGCAACGGGCGCUGCAUCCCGGGCUCCUGGCAGUGCGACGGGCUGCCUGACUGCUUCGACAAGAGCGACGAGAAGGAGUGCCCCAAAGCUAAAUCGAAGUGCGGCCCGACGUUCUUCCCCUGUGCCAGCGGCAUUCAUUGCAUCAUUGGCCGCUUCCGGUGUAAUGGGUUUGAGGACUGUCCCGAUGGCAGCGACGAGGAGAACUGCACAGGAAACCCCCUGCUCUGCUCCACCGCCCGCUACCACUGCAGGAAUGGCCUCUGCAUCGAUAAGAGCUUCCUCUGCGACGGGCAGAAUAACUGCCAGGACAACAGCGAUGAGGAGGGCUGCGAAAGUUCUCAAGAACCAGGCAGCGGGCAGGUGUUUGUGACCUCGGACAACCAGCUCGUGUACUACCCCAGCAUCACCUACGCCAUCAUCGGCAGCUCGGUCAUCUUCGUGCUGGUGGUGGCCCUGCUGGCGCUGGUCCUGCAUCAUCAGCGGAAGCGGAACAACCUCAUGACACUGCCUGUGCACCGGCUGCAGCACCCUGUGCUGCUGUCCCGCCUGGUGGUCCUGGACCACCCCCACCACUGCAGUGUCACCUACAACGUCAACAGCGGCAUCCAGUAUGUGGCCAGCCAGGCCGAGCAGAAUGCCUCGGAAGUAGGCUCCCCACCUUCCUACUCGGAGGCCCUGCUGGACCAGAGACCCGCGUGGUACGACCUUCCCCCACCACCCUACACUUCAGACACCGAGUCUCUGAACCAAGCCGACCUGCCCCCUUAUCGCUCUCGGUCAGGGAGUGUGGACAGCGCCAGCUCAAGGGCAGCCAGCAGCCUCCUGAGUAUGGAAGACCCCAGCCACAGCUCAGGACAGCCUGGCCCGCUGGAAGGCACUGCUCCUCCCAGGGACUCUGCACCCAGUCCGGGCACUGAAGAAGUAUAGAAUCCAGCUAUCCCAAAGUCCAGAUGGUUCGUCUGCUCCGACUUGUUAUUCUAACAACUGAUGCCCAUGGGAUGCACUUCUAAGUUCCUGUAAGGGGGUCUCAGGUUGAGGUUAGGGUAUCAGCUGCCUCUCUGUUCCCCUGCUCCCUGAGAUGGUCUUUGGGGGGUGACCUAGCAUUUUUCUGGCUUCUUGGUUGACAUGAUGCGUUGUCAUCUUUCUGUGAAGUCACUUUUCCUUGGGGGCCCAGGAUCACAACCUCAUGUUUCCCUUCAUUCUGUUACUGUUGGAAUCCCCCUAAUAGGCAUCGUACAUUUGCAGGCAGCAAGAUGAAACAGUAUUUAAGUAGUCCUCGAGAAAGCAGCGCUUCUGUUCCAUGCUGCACAUCCAGAAGGGCAGAAGACACUGGGCCAGAUCCUCUUGGAAGCUACCACCUUAUUGCUCCACUUGGGGACAAGGGUUGGGUGGUCUACCAGAAGACCAUCAAUGGAUGGCCACCCUGCAGAACACCCAGGUGCACCUCAAAACCAUCCUGUGUUACCCUACACAUUGCUCUCACUUUAGCAAAGAAAGUGGCCAAAGGAAACUUUUGCCGUGAGCGACACCCUUCAGCAUCACCAGUGUCAUUUUGGUUUGUGAAGGACUCAGAAGCUGUCUACCCUGGAUAGAUACUAGCUUUUGAAAUUUUCCCAAGAAUUCUCAUUUGAGAGGAUUUUCUGGCAGUGUGGACCAUCAGUCUCAUCUCAGAAUAGGCAGGGAGUCCUUACCGUGAGUUUAAUCUGAGUUCUUGGCUCCUAACAUGCAGACUGCCAGAGCCAGGGCCCGAUUUCCCCACUGUCCCUUCCCUAGCCUCUGGAUUGUCACCUCCCAGCAGACCUGCCACAGCCAAGGGAUGAAGACCCAACUUGAGUUGGCCAAAAAGCUGAUCUGGCCUUCUGUCCCAGUGAGUCACGCCCAACAUGUCUCGCUUAUGCAUGCAGCUUCAGCACUGGGCUCCUAAGUUCCUUUCGCACCUGGGAGUCUGUUUGACCCGUGCGUUUGGACUUGAGGACCCUGGUUUCUAACACACACGAGAGCCGGGCCCCGAACUUCCCAUGACAGCUCCUGGCUCCCCACUCCACACAUACUCUUCCCCAUGUCCCAGGACGAGCACCCUGAGUUAGUGCUGGGGUUACAGUUAGGGCCAACCCUCGCCUAACAUCCUGGUAGAUAAGAAGUGUAGUAGAGAGUUGUCUUCUUUGAGCAACAUGGGCAACACGGUUGUUUGGAGUCAAGAUUUUCCAUUUGGAUUUUUUUUUUAAUCUCUUAGAAAUGCAUUUUAAACGGUGUGUUUGGUUUUCUCCCUUCUAGUUAAGGGACUAUUUAUAUGUGUAUAGGAAAGCUAUCUGUUUUGUUUGUUUUUCCUAUAGUAAAGUCCAAAGAAAGAUGCAAAAGGAGAUCCAGCCUUUGCCUCACCCAGCCCCGUAAGUCCCCCCAGAGUAACCUGCUGCUUUGUUGCACUUGGAGGUUAUUAUUUAUCGAGUUCUUGAAGGAUGCAGAAAUAGAGUUGCCUCCCUCAGUUCAUAGUCUGUAUAUUUAUGCUAGUUUUCCUCUUUCUCUGCGCCCAGCCAGCCACAGGGCCCACCCCCAUGCAGGAAUAAUGGGUAAAAACUUGGGCGUUGUUUGGUAAGAAAACCACAGAAGGAUAAAGCUGGAGUCAAGUGGAGCCACCUAGGGCAGCUGCCACACAUUCAGGGCUUCUUUCCGUGGCCCAAGAAAUUUUCAGUAACCCGUGUGAUGCUAAUUAAAACAAUGCCUGCAGGAAGCGGGAUGAAGUACCCUUCCCUUCCGUGACCCUGCUCUGUAGAUUUUUCCUUUUUCUUUCUUUCUUUUUUUUAAACCAAAUCCAGAGUAAAUAACAGGAAAGCUGGCCAUUUGGGAGUUUUUUUGUUUGUUUGUUUUGUUUUAAGUAGAGGAACCUAGUUGCUGUGUUUUUCAGUCUCAUAAUAGCACUUGAGUUAUUUUCUGAGUAAUCCAAUGAAGAACUUGGAUAGCAGACACAGUGUGUCUAGUCGCACACAUCAUCUCCUGUGAGUCGGUGUGGCAUUAUUCCUCCCUUUGGUGGGUGCCUGCUUUUUUCUGGUGCUCUGGAAAUUGUUUAGAGGAGAGGAUUCUAAUUUUAAUUAAUUGUGCAGUGAGUUAAUCCCACGUGCUUUUCGGCUUCCAGCCAUCUUAGGAAAAACAAAUGGUUUUAGUAGAUAAGGAGAGCCUGUUCAUUUUUUAAAAAAACAAACACAGGGACAUUUUAUUAUGGAUAUGAUUUUUAAUGGAUUUUUUUUAAAAACAUAUAAAUAGGACACCAAAUCUACAGGAUUUUUAGAUUUUCCCCUUCUACUUAAAAUGUCAAAUAAGUGCCCCAUAAUAUUUUUAAACUCAUCCCAACUAGGAUUUUUUUAAUACGUUACCUAAAUCUACACCAACUAGAAUGUGAUCUCUGCUUUCUUUUCUCUCAAAUGAGGUCAGCAUUUUAUUUUAGCAUUAAGAUAGUUAUACUCAUUGUUAGCUUAUUGCCUGACUCAACCUUAAAAUUAACAUUUUUUAAAAUGCAACUAAAUGGUUAAUAGUGUGCAAUGUUCAAAGUUAAUGCAAACUGGAAAGAUUGUAUGUGGUUGGUUGCUUUUUGUUUUUUGGUUAGGCUUGGUUUUGUUUUUUGUGUUUUUAAAAAAAUUUUUAUACUUUCAAAUAAACUUGCAUUUUCAUUCUUUCUA